UGUGUGUCAGUGUACAGUGUGUGUGUGUGUGUGGAGGGGGAGAGGCAGGCAGCAGGCUCAGGCUGGGAGAAAUUGACGGGGAGGGAAGGCAGGCAGAGCGCGGUUCGGUCUCUGUGGCCCGCUGUCCUCUAGUCCUCGAUGCCUGGGAACACUCACCGCCCCCCGGAGAGAGGAGCACACCGAGGCUCGGGCGCCUCCGCCGGCUGCGGGUUCCUGCUAACGCCGAGAGAGAUGGACGCGAUCCAGAUGUCACAGAGACGGAUGUGAACUAAACGCCAACCCACCAAGCUAAAAACCUUCAGAACCAGCGGCCCGGUCAGCCGUAACAUUUUCUCAACCCCUGAUCACACAGGCCUGUCUCAGUGUCCGUUUCUGCUCACCCACUGAUAUAAAUGAGUGACCCAGCAGGAGAGGUCCGGGCUGGGGUGCACGCCAGAACCCACACAGAAUGUCCUGGUUCAACGGCUUCCUAGUGCCCAGAGUGGACGAUCGCAAGACCGCGUGGGGCGAGCGCAAUGGCAAGAAGUCCAAGCGCAAGGGCGGCUCCUCGCUCUGCAACCCGCGCUACAUGAGCUGCCUGCGGGACGUAGAGGCCAUGGAGCCCCCUCCGCAGCCAGCCCACCUGCAGCCCCAGUGGGCCGGAGCAGGGAGCGGAGGAGGGGGCGGCAACUUCGGCAUGCGCUGUGGCUGGCAGGAGGACCACUACGGCAAGCGGGGGGGCGGGGGGGAGAGCGUGGGGCUCAAAUCUGUGGACCUGGGCUUCGAAGACGGUGACGCCAAAGGCCAGAAAGGCGAGGGCCUGGGGCGCAACGGCUCGGCAGAUGACCUCGCCGGCGGCGGCUCGCUGACGGCAGCAGAGUGCUGGCAGCGUGUGGUACGCGUCUUCCAGUCCAAGAAGUUUCAGUCCCGCAAACUGGAGCGCCUCUACCAGCGCUACUUCUUCAGACUCAACCAGAGCUCACUGACCAUGCUGAUGGGCGUACUGGUCAUCGUCUGUGGCGUCAUGCUGACCUUUCACUGCGUGCACGCCAAACCCGACGUCGCCUACGCCUCUGCGCUGUCUGUGGCCAUGGCCCUCUUUCUGGGCCUCAUGGUGGUGUGCAACCGCAAUGGCUUCCACCAGGACUACAUGUGGAUGGUAAGCUACUUGGUGAUAGGCAUGCUGAUCGCUGUGCAGGUGUUCGGGGUGCUGAUGGUGGCUCCUCGGAGCGCCUCGGAGGGCAUCUGGUGGUCUGUCUUCUUCAUCUACAUCAUCUACACGCUGCUGCCGGUCCGCAUGCGGGCGGCCGUGCUCAGCGGAGGGGUGCUGUCCACCAUUCACCUGCUCACUUCGUGGAAGUUCAACCAGGAGGAUGAGUUCCUGUGGAAACAGCUGAGCGCGAACGUGCUGAUCUUCCUGUGCACCAACAUCAUCGGGAUCUGCACGCACUACCCGGCAGAGGUCUCGCAGAGACAGGCCUUCCAGGAGACCCGUGGCUACAUCCAAGCCCGGCUUCACCUACAGAGAGAGAACCAGCAGCAGGAACGCCUGUUGCUGUCCGUGUUGCCGAGGCACGUUGCCAUGGAGAUGAAGGCUGACAUCAACGCUAAGAAAGAAGACAUGAUGUUCCACAAGAUCUAUAUCCAGAAGCACGACAACGUCAGUAUUCUGUUUGCAGACAUCGAGGGUUUCACCAGCCUGGCCUCCCAGUGCACUGCUCAGGAGCUGGUGAUGACUCUGAAUGAACUAUUUGCCCGCUUUGACAAGUUAGCCUCGGAGAACCACUGCUUGCGGAUUAAGAUCCUGGGGGACUGCUACUACUGUGUGUCUGGCCUGCCAGAGCCUCGAGCGGACCAUGCGCACUGCUGUGUGGAGAUGGGAGUGGACAUGAUCGAAGCCAUCUCGCUUGUGCGAGAGGUUACAGGGGUGAAUGUAAACAUGCGGGUGGGCAUCCACAGCGGCCGUGUGCACUGCGGGGUUCUGGGAUUGAGGAAGUGGCAGUUUGACGUGUGGUCUAAUGAUGUCACCUUGGCCAAUCACAUGGAGGCUGGAGGCAAAGCAGGGAGGAUCCACAUUACCAAAGCCACUCUACAGUACCUGAAUGGGGACUAUGAGGUGGAGCCUGGUUUUGGAGGAGAGCGAAAUGCCUACCUGAAAGAGAACAGCAUCGAGACAUUCCUGGUGUUGGGCUGCAGUCAGAAACGGAAAGAGGAGAAAGCGAUGAUGGCGAAGAUGCAGCGUGCCCGGGCGAACUCCAGUGAGGCCCUGAUGCCUCGCUGGGUGCCUGACCGAUCCUUCUCCAGGACCAAGGACUCCAAAGUCUUCCGACAGAUGGGUAUUGAUGAAACAUCCAGCAAAGACAACCGUGGUGCACAGGAGGCCAUGAACCCAGAGGAUGAGGUGGACGAGUUUUUGGGGCGAGCCAUUGAUGCUCGGAGCAUCGACCAGCUGCGUAAAGAUCACGUGAAGAAAUUCCUCCUCACUUUCCAGACGUCCAGCCUGGAGAAAAAGUAUGCCAAGAAGGUGGACGACCGGUUUGGAGGUUACGUGGCGUGCACUGUGCUCGUCUUCUGCUUCAUCUCCUUCAUCCAGAUCGUCAUCUUCCCUCAUACUCCUGUAAUGUUGGGGAUUUACAUCAGUAUCUUUAUCAUCCUCGCCAAUAUCCUCUUCAUCUGCGCCAUUUACUCCUGUGUGAAGCUCUUCCCUGCUGCCAUGCAAACUGUGUCCAAGAAGAUUGUUCAGUCUCGCACCAACAGCACCCUGGUGGGCGUCUUCACCAUCAUCCUCGUCUUUAUCUCGGCCUUUGUCAAUAUGUUUGCCUGUGAUACGGAGAGGCUGGUGGACUGUGUAGCCCGACAGCUGAACUCCUCGGCAGACUCAGUGACUCCCUGUAUUAUCUACAACCUCUCUCGCCUGGCUGAGGACGGACUGGACAUCUGCCCCAGCAACACACCAUCCUGCCCCUUUCCUGAGUAUUUCAGCUACAGUGUGCUGCUGACCCUCCUGGCCUGCUCAGUGUUCCUGCAGAUCAGCAGUAUAGGGAAACUGGCGCUCAUGCUGCUCAUCCAGCUCACCUACCUGCUGCUUGUGGAGUGGCCAGAGGUGGCGCUGUUCGACAACGCUGACCUCUUUGUCACCUCCAAUGCCCUACAACUUAAUGAAACUGAGAGGUUGAGGUUCAAUGAAACUACUGACCAGUGUCCUUACACUGUGACCAAAGUGUCCCUAAAGGUCAUGACCCCAGUGAUCCUCACCGUUUUUGUCCUGGCGCUGUAUCUCCAUGCGCAGCAGGUGGAGUCCACAGCCCGCCUUGACUUCCUCUGGAAGCUCCAGGCGACAGAGGAGAAGGAGGAGAUGGAGGAGCUGCAGGCGUAUAACCGCCGCCUCCUCCACAACAUCCUUCCCAAAGACGUGGCGGCGCACUUCCUGGCUCGCGAGCGCAGGAAUGACGAGCUGUACUAUCAGUCGUGCGAGUGCGUGGCAGUCAUGUUCGCCUCCAUCAGCAACUUCUCAGAGUUCUACGUGGAGCUGGAGGCCAACAACGAAGGUGUGGAGUGCCUGCGGCUGCUCAACGAAAUCAUCGCUGACUUCGACGAGAUCAUCAGUGAAGAGAAAUACAGGCAGCUGGAGAAGAUUAAGACCAUAGGCAGCACCUACAUGGCAGCUUCAGGCCUCAACGAUUCCACCUACGACAAGGAAGGCCGUAGUCACAUCACGGCGCUGGCCGACUACGCCAUGAGGCUCCGCGAACAGAUGAAGUACAUCAACGAGCACUCCUUCAACAACUUCCAGAUGAAGAUUGGACUAAAUAUUGGACCAGUGGUAGCUGGAGUUAUUGGAGCAAGGAAGCCCCAGUAUGACAUCUGGGGGAACACAGUAAAUGUGGCCAGUCGUAUGGACAGCACGGGGGUACCAGAUCGCAUUCAGGUGACCACAGACCUGCACCAGGUGUUGGCGGGUAAAGGCUACCAGUUGGAGUGCCGUGGGGUCAUAAAGGUCAAAGGCAAAGGGGAGAUGAACACGUAUUUCCUGAACGAUGGCCCGCCCAGCAGUUAGCAGUGUGCCAGCGCUCCUCUGAGUCCCACACUUUUACGUCUCCAGCUGGAUCGUAGAGGAAGGUCACACAGGACAAACUGCAGUCAAACAAGUAGCCAUGCCAUCACUUGAAGUAAGAAUACACAUACAUACGAAAAAAAUGAAGUAAGAAGUGAGAGAAAAAUGACCUCCAGGAUGGGGAGCGGUCACGCGACAGUCCCGCUGAUUGGCUGUUCGCUCUGAAGGACGAUUGUUUCCGUCUUUAAGCCUCUUUCUCAGGCUACUUGAAAGAUGCAAAGUCUGUUUAUUUAAUAAAGGCCUUUUGUCGCCGAUGAAAAACGCUGUACAUAAGGCAUUUUCUCCUCUUCUUUUUAUUAUUUUUCGUGCACCUUUUUUUCCCCCCUCUGUUAUUUUAUUAUUAUUUCAGGAGAAUAUAAAUGCAGGUACUGAUUCUGAUUUGUUUAUGAUUUGGUUAUUUAUUUGAAUCUCUUAACGUUUUGUGCAAAAAGUCCUUUAUUAUGAGAAACAGUGUGAAACAUGCAGACACAUCUAUACCGUACACGCGAAUGUACGUCUGUAUAUUUGUGUGUGUACAAAUUUACAGUAUAUGUAUAAAUAUUGAAGAGAAAUAUUGACCAAAGACCAAAGUAUUUAAUAGAAAAGGUUGCGGAGAAGACGAGAAGUUUAUGAAUAGUGUCUGUCUCUGAAGGCCUCGCCCCCUUUUUUCCAGUUUGGAAGAGAAUGGGAGGAGCACGGGAUCACAUGAUCAUGUGAUCAACAAAAAAGGAAGCGGAAGGGAAGCGAUUGGUCAGUGGUUGCAUCAGGCUGAUGAUACACAGUUCUCGCAGGUGUUGAUGAUCUUUUGAGUUCGUGAUUUUUUUUUUUUUUUUUUUUCUUUUUUUCUACUCUUCACGUAUAAUGAAGGAUUGGAUUGGAUUGGAUUGGGUGGAGUCGUCCAGAAAAGGCCUGACUUUUGGACUAAACUCUUGAAGAAGGAAGGAAGGAUGAAGGAAGUAUCUCAGUGUUCGUGAGGGACGAGACCAUCACCUGAGAGAAUUAAGUAUUGUUUCCUUCGUUCCGUCAGUCGUCUCUUCUUUUUCAAAGAAGUAUUUUUUGGUACAAAACACAAUAAAAAGGAAAAAAGGGGAUUUUUUUUUUUUUUUUUAAAGAUUUUUGUGGGGAAGGCACUGUCGGAAAGCCACGGCAUUGGAUACCACGGUACCACCAGAUUUACCCGUUUACUGUGUUCACAACAGGGAGACUUUUGUUUUGUUUUUUCUUUGUUUUUUGUUUUUAAAGAAAGAGAGUAAGAGAAUGAAAGAGAGAAAUAUAUCCAUAAUAUAAAUUAUGACUGAAUACUGUGCUUUGUAAUCUUGAAGGGGCAUAACUCUUUUCACUGUGAGGUUUCUAUGAUAUGACAAACUGCUUUUCUUGCCAAACCUAAACUGCUCUGACGCAUGUCUGAUUGUGGUUCUGAAUCUUCUCGACGAUUUUUUGUUUUAUUUUAUAUAUUUUUCUUUUCUCGUUUGUUUCUCUGAAGUUUCAGUUUUGGUAUUUUGUAUCACCUGUGUAUUCACACCGUUUUUAUUAUUCCUAUUAUAUGGUUGUUAUUAAUAUGCAUUAUUUGAUUAUGAUUCCAUUCCAGUUUAGCAGAGCGAAGAAGGUGUAAGAAAUGAGCUAUGGGAACAUUGGGGCCAGCCGGUACCGAACAGUGAUGUGAAGUCGGGUCAGCUGAACAGUGUUCACUGUGGUGCCCCUUCAUUCCACUAAUGCCCUUCAGAGCCACGUGGUUCUUUAACACGUUCUAGGGUCGUGUGUCACUCGUGCGAGAAUUACAUGGUGGGUUUGUUUGAUGUUCUAUAAUUUUUGCACUGGAUCUGUACGGGAAUUUUGACGCUGUUGUAACAAAAUCUUACGAAACGUACGAAAUGGUGACUCUACGCAAGAAGCAAAAAAAUAUGUUUAAUCUUAACAUAAGCUCACAAGACAAAAAAAAGUCACAGGCAUAAUUGAUUUAUUAAUAAUCCGGAUGAACCAAAAUUAUUUUUUUUUAGCUGAAAAAAAAUAUUUAAUUUGACUAUUACUGAUAAUACUGAAUCUCUUUCACGGACACACAUUUGGUUUUUUUUAUUAAAUUGUCCACAUUUUUUUGCAGUUAAAUCAAAUUUUAAAAACUGUUUAAAAAAAAAAUCCUAUUUCCCCCCGUGGCCCUACCACUUAUGCCCUACCCCUCUGUUUGGCAAGGGCUGUAAGAACCACUGGCAAGAUGGCGGCACAAGUGACCAAAGAAAUCACUAUAUUAGUUACAAUAGAUUUAUGAAAAGCUUUAAAAAAGAACCCGUAAUAGUUCAUCUCAGUAUACAGCUAGCUAAUUUUCCUGUUCCACUUUAAAUGGUGCAACAGACAGCAGAGGCUACAGCUUUUAAGGUGGAACAGAAAAAAAUAAAGAAAAUAAAAGUUAAUAAAAGCUAAUUUCAGCUCCCCAUCACAAAGGAAUUAAGGAAUGGACAAUAAUAAUUAAUUGCUGCACCUCCUUCCUAUUUUCUGAAGACAUACGGCGCCCUAAAGUUAACUCAUUAACCAGCAGCUAGGUUACUGAACUUUAUAUCUGUGUGUAAUCAUAUACAGAAAAAGAAACUAUGCAUGUGACUAUUUUCAGUCAGGUGAGCUUAAUGUUAACUUAAUGUACGAACAUUUCAUUUACAUCAUUUUGGGACCAUUUCCGUUUUUCAUUCUGAAGUGUUCACACAGUGUUCACAAGGGCAGCUGGUGUUUUUAUUUGUAUUUAUUGUUUUCGAAUAGCGCAAAAUGUGACGCAAAAAUAUUUAAUACGCUGUUAUUAGUGUUAGAUACACUGACCAAGCUUAACAGUAUGACCACUUCCUUUUUUCUACUCCCAUCUUGUCCCCCCCCCUCCAUCUUCGCUGAUCAUAUAGAACAUUUUAUAGUUCUAUAACUACAACAGACUGUAGUCCUGUAUGUUACUUUGUAUGUAUACUUUAUUAUUAUUAUCUUCCUUUCACUCUGUUCUUCAAUGGUUAGGAACCCACAGAACCUCAAACAAACACAUUGUGUUAUUAGUGUGUGGUGUUGAAACGAGUGGAUCAGAUACAGCAGUGCUGCUGGAGUUUUUAAACACUGUGUCUACUUACUGCAGUCGACUCUCUUAAUUAUCUGCACCACCAUGUAUGGUUGAUGUAAAGUCAGAGACAGAAGCUUACUGUAUCUGUUGGGUCAGCGUUUAUUAAUUUAAUCUUCUGACCGUUUAAAGCUAAAUGCAAAAUUAGAAAAUUGUUUUUUCUUUUUUUUAUGUAGUUAUUAUUGACAUCAUAUAAGUGUUAGACAAAAAAUGUCAUAUCUGAAAAUCGAGAGAUUUAACUUAAAAUUUUUCUUAAAAUUUUGUUUGCGAAAGGCUGAAAUAAAAAACUAAAUAAUUGAAAAAUUGAUUGGGGCCCCAAGUGGUCCAGCGGGCUAAGCGCUGCCAUUAUAAUCAGGAGACGCCGGUUCGAAUCCUGUUCAUGUAUCAGCUGCCAGAGCCCUGAGAGAGCACAAUUGGUUUUGCUCUCUCUGGGCGGGUAGAUGGCGCUCUAUUGGCCAACUGGGUUAUUAGCCAUGUAAUUGGGGAGAAAAUAAUAAAAAAAAAAGAAAAUAAUAAUAAUAAUAAUUGAAAAUUGGGUGAAAAAAAGCAUUUCAUUUUCUCUAUACUAAAUGGAAAAAAUUAAUUAUGAAGUUUUAUGACCCUGUUGCUGCACAGUUCGUGUUGGUCAUCCUCUAGUUCUUAAUCAGUGGUCCCUGGAUGCCACCCAUAGUGCACUUUUUGUGCACUAUUCUCAAGCCAGCAGUAAUACUGAGGUGUUUAAAAACUCCAGCAGCACUGCUGUGUCUGAUCCACUCGUACUAUUAACACAAUCUACUAACACACCACCAUCCUGUCAGUGUUAAUCACUGCAGUGCUGAGAAUGCUCCAGCAACCAAAUAAUAGCUGACCUGUGGUGGUCUGUUUGUGGCAUCCUGACCAUUGAAGAACAGAAUAAAAGGAGGAUAAUAUAAAAAGUAUACAGAGAAACAGAUACAGGAUUACAGACUGUAAUUACGUUUAUACAAAGUGUUCUAUAUGAUCAGUGGAGCUGAGUGGGUGUAGAAACAAGAAAUUGGUUAUGAUGUUCUGCUUGAUGGGUGUAUGUUACGUACGUACGUAACGUCCCUUCACAAUGUGGCAUCAAGCCUUUGCAGGCCAAUCGGCAGCUCUGCCAUCCACCUGAUCUAACAGUGGGUUUCCACACAGACUCCCCCUCCCUCUCUACUGCUGGUAUGCAGUACGCAGUAUAGUGCAUUUGCCUUAACUGAACAAAACUUAAGUGUAUAUUUACAGUGCCUCUGUCUCGCGUCCACAUUACGAAAAACAUUAGGAACCCGAGGCUCCUUCCAGGUUCAUCUCUGACAAAAUGCCAUUUCCACUGUUCAGACCAUCGUUAAUUUAUUCCAGAGUAUUAAUAACCUGCAUGAUGACAGCCCAAUCCGUGUCUUUCUCCUGCUGAAUAUUCCUUACUUGCUUAUAUUUCGAAUAAAACUGCCAUGGUAGUAGCACUGGUUCAUUGCAUACGUUGCAUAUGUUGGUUGAUCACGUUUCUAACCAGAAGCAGUUUUUUUUAUUAUUGUUUUUAUUAUUAUUGGUUUUGGUUCAUUUUUUAUUUUAAAUUUUUGUUCAUUUUUAAUUUGGGCCCUCCACGUUCUGUAAUGGAGUCAGGAUGAAUAUAAAUAAAGGUGCACAUGAGGGGAGCAGGCAGUGUUGGACGAGUUUUGGGAAAGAAAAAGUGUAUUUUAAAGCCGUAUUUUAGUACUACUGACUCUCACACUGGGGCCUGUGUGCCAGGAUCAGGCCUGAUGACUCCUGAUCGCUCUGUUUAUUUCUGUUCCGUUUAAUUAUAUGUUUGCUGUUCUGUUGUUUAUUUUCCCCUUUAGUUAAAAGGACUGCAGAAGGGACUAGCUUUUCAACAUGCAAUGGAAAGACUGAUGAAUAUAGAAUUAACUUUCCCCUCCUACAAAAUAAAGAAUAAUGUCUGUUUUAA
Astyanax mexicanus (Mexican tetra) is the source of this 9084-nucleotide messenger RNA. It is a transcript of the gene adcy6a, whose product is annotated as adenylate cyclase 6a. The transcript is spliced from 24 exons. NCBI's taxonomy places the organism in Eukaryota, Metazoa, Chordata, Actinopteri, Characiformes, Acestrorhamphidae. Gene Ontology annotation, biological process: adenylate cyclase-inhibiting G protein-coupled receptor signaling pathway; adenylate cyclase-activating G protein-coupled receptor signaling pathway; intracellular signal transduction. Bases 449 to 4036 code for a protein of 1195 amino acids. Gene Ontology annotation, molecular function: adenylate cyclase activity. Gene Ontology annotation, cellular component: plasma membrane. The record is from RefSeq and is a predicted model, not a curated record.